AUGGCCCUCUCGGUGAAGGCGUAUUUGAACCCAGAAACCAAUCAGCAAGAAAUUCGUCGUUUUGCUAUCGACGAAGGUGCCUCGGCCAAUUUUGCCUAUUUGAGGCAGAAGAUCGAGCAGGUCUUUCCAUCCGUCAGGGGCAAGGUGUUCAAAUUGUUUUGGAAAGGUAAGAUAAUUGGUUUUCUGUUAAUUCGCUUUGCACGCUCGAUCUCUUGUGACUGGAAAUGUCGAGUUCUCUGUGUUUUGUACCAGUACAAGUUUCACUUAAAAGCUGUUUUCUUAAACAGGGACAGAUACAAAGUUUGGAAGAACAAAUUUCCUAAAGAUUUUAACCAACAGACUAAAGGAUAGAAGGGCCGAUGCCAAUUCUUAUAUCUGUUUUUUAUUCCAAUGUUUUGUUAUGUAACUGAAUAUACUCCAUAUUUUUCUCUUCGUAGAUGCCGACAACGAGAUGAUAACAUUUUCGAGCGAUGAAGAGUUGGUGGAAGCAUUGGGAAGUAUCAGUGGCGAUGUGUUUCGUGUGUUUGUGAAAGGUGGUGAACCGGACGCCAGUAAUGUUGGUAAGAUGUUAUACUUUUUCCAUCUGUUUGUUUUCCAACUGACCGAUUGAAAAAACUAAGCCUCGAGCUUACUGUCGGAUACAAUUAUUUUUUCUUGCACAUUAAUCAAGAAUGUUUUGCAGACAGUAGGUGACGUGGCAGGUCCAACUAAGUAGGUGUGAAAGGGAAAUCUUUUUGCCUGAUCAUCAUGAGCCAGCAGUUACACUGAAUCCCGUUUACUUCCAGUUAAAUUUUUCUUUUCGUUUUUACUUUUUUCUUGUGACUGUUGACAUAUUUUUAUAAGGAUGAACACCAACAUUAUUAAAUUUGCAUUGAUUUUGUUGACUUUUAUAUUUUUCAGAGGACUCAGCUGAACAACAGGACUCUGACACAGCUCACCCUGGUGUGGUGUGCGAUGGUUGUGAGAAGCACAUCUUUGGGAUCCGGUUCAAGUGUGUGGUUUGCCCAGACUUUGACCUUUGCAUGACCUGCGAGACUAAAGGAAUGCAUAAGGAACAUGAGAUGCUACGUAUUGCAACACCAAGAACUCCUGGAGACAACUGGUUCCAUGGCUUCAACCCAUUUGGAUUUGGUCAUCCACCUCACCACCCCCCACGUGGUCACUCACCUCACCACCCCCCUCAUGGUCAUCCACCACACCACCCCCCUCAUGGUCCUCCUCCUCCUCAUGGAAUUCCUCCCUAUCAAUUUGACUUUGGACGUGGAUUUGGCCCAUGGGGACGUGGAUUUGGCCGCAGAGGGGGCCGUGGUCGUUGUGGCAAAGCCAGAGGACGUUGCAACAGCGGAGGAAAGAAAUGUGAUCGCCAUACAGAGGCCAACACUGGAGAGGUUCCUGUUGGACCACCCUUUCUUCAUGCCGUUGGAGAGACGAUUGCGUCAUUUCUUGGGCCUCUGGGUGUAGAGGUGCACACAUAUGCAAGUACUGAGGAAGGUAUGCAUUUACAGAAGCCUUGCACAUCAACUGGAUUGCUUGACUUCAUUAGUAUAGAACAUGUUUUGAUUUUGGCUAGAGGUUGUUAUAAUUCCUAAAUCAGUGAACCAAUAAAAAGUUAAGAGUGUUAUGAAUUAAAUUUUGGAAACUUCCUGUGGGAUAAAUAGCCUUAACUUUAGGAUUGGAAAAGAUGAUUUUGUUCAUAGCUUUGGGUACUAAGGAAUAACACUCACAUUCUUGCAUCACAGAUUUCUGGGAAAUGUUUAAAGAAACAAUUAAUUGUGAAUGGGGAGGAAAUGCUGUGUUUCUUUAAUGUCAUGAUUCUGAUUAUGAAUGCAGAUUGUUGUCAAGGCAGAUGUCAGGAAAGUGACCAACAACCUACUGCAGAUACUGGUCCUGCUGAAGAAUUCACAGAACCAACAGUUAAUGAUGGCAUGAAUGAAAGUGCUCCAGGAAAUGUCACACAAACAAAUGAAAAAGAAACUUCUGCAAUGGUGAGGAAAUCACUUUGGGACAAUUUAUCACAAUCUAACAUAUUUUCUCGAUAUGAAAAAUGGAUUAAGUUCACCCCUAUAAGUGGUGGAGCAUGCUGAAUACUAGACUUGGGAGAUGCCAAACCCUGUGUUAGUAAAUUUUCUUAAUCAUUACAGCGGUACAACUUCUCUUCAUUGUAACUGCAUGACUUGGGUUAUGGUUGGAAUCUAUAAAUGACAGGAAAAUAUGUUACAUUCAAGUUGCAAUGAUCUGUCAAGCAUGCGUUUUUGGGUUAUGUGGGUUUCCACAUCCCAGUGUUCUUAAAUAACAGCAACCGUGCAUAAUUUGAGGAUGGAAAAAAAAGCAUGACCCUCCACUUUUCAAAGUACUUUCUGCCACCCCUUAGAUCCGACAAGGCACUUACCCAUCCAUGGAUGGGGGUAUGUGCUGACAUAUUUGUACCUCAUGGAACUGCCAGCAGUAAUUACUUGAGUAUAAAUAACCUAAGUGUGUUUUUUUUAGGAUGUCCAGCCUCCAGAGGAGUUUGUUUUGGUUGAUGAGAAUGCUGAGACACAAGAAGGAGCCUCUGGAACAGUUGAUGAAGAAGUCCCAUCUGACCCUCUGGAGGUAGCCAUAGCAAAGAUGCGUGCAAUGGGAUUUGAAGAUGACAGUGGCUGGCUGCGACAAUUGAUAACUACCAAGGGUUAUGAUCUCAACAAAGUCCUUGAUGCUAUGCAGUUUGAGGGGAAGAAUUGA
Messenger RNA from Pocillopora meandrina, 2721 nucleotides. The record is from the annotation of a GenBank genome assembly. NCBI's taxonomy places the organism in Eukaryota, Metazoa, Cnidaria, Anthozoa, Scleractinia, Pocilloporidae.